GGAUAAAAGAGACAGUCUCAUCUGUUCGUCAGUAUAUACCUAUACAUUAGCCCACGAAAUUCCGUGCAUUCCACCAGUGUAACGUAUAAAGUGGUAAAACUCUUCGGUUAUAAAAGAAAAAUAAGUGAGUUGAAAGUGGCUGAGGGAUGGGAGGGGAAAUCUCUGGCGGGAGAGAUAGGUAAAGUCAGAAGGGAAAUACUGGUGUAGAUACGUUUCUCGUGUCAGACGUUAUAUGGCAACCCCGUGGUGUAUAUACCAAUCUACCACAGUGUGUCCGCCCGCAUACCAUUAGAUUUUCUCAUUCCAUUUUCAAUGGAAAUAAACGGAGCGAAACGUCUACGUUUCACCGGUCAAUAAUAACAUUUUUCAUCUUUCCAUUGUCGAAUUUGAAUUCCCAAUAAGUGUCAAGUGAUAGUCAAAUAAUUUAAAGCUCCUCAAUCGUUUACGUAUCAUUGGAUUUUAUUUCACUCAGGAACUUUUGUCAAGGGUUCACUUGGAAACUAUGUCGGCUGUUGAAAGUGCUCUCGAUGUCCUCUCCAGGGCCGCCACGAUGAUGCAAGAAGAGAGGCCGAAGACGACGAGUUUGCAUAGAAAACCGAGCAGCACGUGGCGAAAAGAGCGCAGGAGAGAUCCGAUUCAAAGUGAGGCCCUGGAUAUGUCUGCUACCAGGGUUCAUCAUCACACCAGACCCAGUGUUAUCGUUCCAACCGCUCCCCAACCUGGUGCAACGAUUGAAGACACAGCUGUAACACCUACACCCAGUGCAACUCCUUCGACGGCAAUAGGCGGUCAGAGAACCGGAAUCCGAAACCCAGCAGGUAUUAGUGAUCCAGCCAUAGAUGAGCACUUCAAAAGAUCAUUGGGCCUCGAGGAGUAUGCGGCUGUCUUCAAUGCUUCCUCCAAUGUUGAUAAGGAAACCGGACUCAGUGUGGACGACCACUUCGCAAAAGCCCUCGGGGAUACCUGGGCGAGGCUGCAAGCAAACGGCAACAAAGAGUCAACAUAACGAAAGCGAGAGAUCUUGAAAAAUCACAAAAAAAGCAAAAAAAAAAUUGAAAAAACCUAAUCUCCUCCUUCUUUCCAUUAGUUAUUGUUUAGCAAAUAAUUCACGCGCUAAAUAAAUAUGUAAGGGUGGUAUAAGUCUUACCAAGUGUCUGAUAUACCCAAGUAUUUCACUUAUUUUUCACUUGACUAAAAAUUAGAAAAGAACAUGAUGGAAACUCAAUGAAUUAAUUAUAGGAUAUUGAAAGUCAAUUAAUCGAGGAUAACGUUAAACAUAUGUUAAAUAGUGUACAUAAAGCAAUUACACGGUUCUGGUUCUUCCCCAGAAGUCCCAUUUGUUGCGCAACGAGGGAAAUUUAUUUAUUAUCCAAUUUUCGAGUCCGAAAUAAUUGAAGAAUUUAAUCAGCGAUUCACAUUUGCAAAAGAAUUCAAAAUAUUAUAGAUUUUUUAGGUAGCCAGGUGUAUCAAUUUACGUAAUUUAAGGAGCAUAUUAUAUAUAGAGUAUACAUUGUGAUUAUACAAAUAUAUAUUGAAGAAUAAAUUAUAAACGAGGAAUAUUAUAAA
This is a messenger RNA of Fopius arisanus, 1566 nucleotides long. RefSeq names its product Tondu-domain-containing Growth Inhibitor (gene Tgi). The record is from RefSeq and is a predicted model, not a curated record. Lineage: Eukaryota; Metazoa; Arthropoda; Insecta; Hymenoptera; Braconidae. Bases 503 to 1006 code for a protein of 167 amino acids. The transcript has 5 exons. Gene Ontology annotation, biological process: negative regulation of DNA-templated transcription. Gene Ontology annotation, molecular function: transcription coactivator binding.